Molecule: messenger RNA, 2900 nt
Organism: Plasmodium vivax (malaria parasite P. vivax)
Lineage: Eukaryota; Apicomplexa; Aconoidasida; Haemosporida; Plasmodiidae
Exons: 2
Coding region: 680-2815 (711 amino acids)
Source: RefSeq, a predicted model, not a curated record
CUACGUACCCCUUCGCAGUUGUGCAACUUGCAGGGGGAGAGCGCUCUUCUAUUUUUUUACUACUUCCCUACAAGUGUAUUUGCGUGAGUAGUUACAAGUAAAGGAGUUUAAGCCACCAUCUUUGGGAGCUGCGCAGAGAUUGAAUGCAUGCCUACAUGGGUGCACUCCACAUAUGCAUGUACAUAUACAUUUACAUUUGUGUGUUGUCUGCCCGUCGGCGCUCACUCUGUGGCAACCCACGCAGGUGUGGCAAGUGACUCCACGAUAAGUACGCAUCAUACCCCUGGUGCAAGCGCGCGCGCGGUAUGUGUUGUACCCCGUUCGUGAGUUUCAACGCACCCUUUAUUUACCAUUUUUUUGUUUUUUUUUUUUUUUUUUCGCCCUUUGUUUUUAAAUAAAUUUUAAUAAUUAAACUUUAAUAAUUAAGUCAUUUUGAAGACGACGGGAGGAGGAGAACUCGAAGGAGAACUCGAAGGAGAAGAAGAAGCAGAAGCAGAAGAAGAAGCAGAAGCAGAAGAAGAACGCGAAGGAGAAGAACGCGGAUGCACAUUUUUUAAAGUGAAGUUCGAGGCCACACUUGUGGAGUUUGUUUCCCCCCCUAUCCCUUUUUUUAUUCUCAACCCCAAGUGUGUGCGCAUCGCAUUCGCGUGGACCGCGCCUAUCCACUCAUCAAGCAAUCAUGGCAGCGCAGCAUAAGGAGGAGGUUCCUGUAGGCGACCCCGCGAAGGAGGCCAACGGGCCAGGCAAAGUAGAAGGAAAAGAAGAAGGAAAAGCAGAAGGAAAGGCAGAAAGCAAAACGGAAGGCAAGAAGCGAAAGGCAGAGAAGGAAACGGAAAAGGACGAAGUCGAAAGCAGAGACAAGAAAAAGGAAACCGGCAGGAAAAAGUGCAUCAUAAAAAUACUUAAGAGACCAAUCGAGGCGGCGAGCAACGAAGAAGGAAAGGGCAAGGGCGCAAUGGAGGAAGCGGAGCAGAAGGAGCAGCAAAAGGAGUCGCCGAAGGAGCCGCAAAAGGAGCAGCAGAAAAAGAAGAAGAAGGAGAAGGCAAAAGAAAAUGAGCGGGAAGGCGCCAAAGAUUGCGUCGAACAAAAGAUCAAAAAGAAAAAGGAAGGCGAAGGUGCCAGCGGGAAGGCCAAAAAGGUGAAGGACGGGUUCAAAUUUACGUCCACGCAGGAGCUGUUUAAUUUGCUGCUGAAGGAUGUUAAGAAUAACUCCCAUGAUGAGGAGGAGGAGGAGGAGGAGGAGGAGGAGGAGAAGGAGGAGAUGGCGAAGCCGGCGGAGAAGAAAGGCGCCACCACGAGUGUCGAUCCCGCGAAAGGACCCUCAGAAGGCCCCAAAAUGGAGAGCGAAAAUGAAAAUGCGAAGAAAAUUACCAAAAGGAGCAAACCAGAUUUGUCUAAGAAAGGUGCCACGAGCGCAGCGGGGGUGAAGGAGAAUCAACCCGCCCGUAACGACGACCCGGCUCAGCAGAAUAACCAUGAAGAGGAAAAAGCUGCAAAGGAAAGUGAACCGGGGAAGAGCAUCAAGGGAAAGGAAGCAAGCAAUAGUGGUGACGCACCAAAGAGCGAUAAAAUAACCGAAGCAGAGGAAAAAUGCCCCAAUGGUGCCAGCAAGAAUGGCGGUGCUGCCCAAUCGACGAAGGUUACAGGUGCCAGUGGGCACGUUAAAGAAAGCGCCAGUACGGUAAAGGCAAAAGAAAGCAGCAAUGCAGUAAAGGGGAAGAAGGGCCUGGCCUGCGGAAGCAAUAAGUACUACUACCAAAUGAACCUCGGAAGCAACAUCAGCAGGGGGAGAAAAAUUAUAAAAAUGAUGAGGAAUGCCGAAAAUGGGAAAUAUUAUUACCCUGGUAGCAGGAAGGACCUAGCUGCAGGUGCCGAUGGCUACGCAGGAGGAGUUGCAGGGCAUUAUGUGAAGUACGCCACGUCCAAAUAUCCUAAUUUUACAACCAGCUGCAGUUUGCUAAACCACGCGACGAAGAUGGAGCUGUGCAAACACAACAGUUUGAAUAGCAGCCUGCUUAACAACUUGAGCGGUGGCAUGUGUGCCGGGCAAAGGAAUGAGGACUGUAGGAGGGCAGGCAAGAAGGAGGAGGAAGAGGGGUUCUUCGCCGUGCCUAUAUAUAUGAGGUCCCCCAAGCCGGAGCAGAUCCCCAUACCGGUGUACCUGUCGGGGGGGGCCGACCAGGUGCCGGCGCAGGAGCGAGCGCAAGAGGUGCUGGGCGUGCAGGCGACCGGCGAAGCGGCCAACGAAGCGGCCAACGAAGCGGUCAUCGAAGCGGUUAACGAAGCGGUUAACGAAGCGGGCAUCGAAACGACCAACGAAGCGACCGCCGAGGCGCCCCCCCAAACGGCGAACCUGCAGGGCAGGAAGUCCAAAGGCAAGGGCCAACCCAAAAGCGCAAAGGGAGCGCCGAACGGAAAUGCACACAAUAAUAGGGAGAGCCAGAACGCGCAAAACUUUACGAAGAAAAACGUAGAAAAAAAAAAAAAAAACAAAGCCUUCCUGAACAAGAACUACAUGAUGCCGUUUAACCAGGAGCAACAGAGCCAUGCCAACAAACAUAGCUACGACUUUUUGAAUGCAGGAAAUGUGAAGAGCAGCAACAAAGUGUAUAAUGUGCACUCUUUGCACGCGUCCUAUGUGAAAGGCGCGAACUACAACGGCUGCAACCUGCACGGGAGCGGCAGCGGGAAGAACGUCAAAAUGGAAAAGUAUUUUCACAACAAGAGGUACAAAGUUAAGGCGUACCUGAGCGACAACAACCAGAGGAGCAAAAAUUUGAACCCCCUCAAGGAGGUGAAGAUUGCAGUGUACUGACGGGGAGUAGCGGGGAGAGAGAAGAAGAGGGACCGACCUCUCCGUGCGCAGUUGUGCGCGCCGUUAUGCCUUCCCUCUCUCCUUG